Trifolium pratense (red clover) is the source of this 1088-nucleotide messenger RNA. Its product is annotated as glutathione S-transferase F11-like. The record is from RefSeq and is a predicted model, not a curated record. The transcript has 3 exons. NCBI's taxonomy places the organism in Eukaryota, Viridiplantae, Streptophyta, Magnoliopsida, Fabales, Fabaceae. Gene Ontology annotation, molecular function: glutathione binding; glutathione transferase activity. The coding region runs from base 261 to 902 and encodes 213 amino acids. Gene Ontology annotation, cellular component: cytoplasm.
CUAAAAACUAGGACAAAACAUGAAUAUAGGACUUUCCACAAGCGAUGUAAUAAUAAUAAAGUCGAAUGAGUGAUGAAUUCACGUGUCAACCCCCAUAUAUACACAGUUCUUUGUGGAUAGUUAAGUACUACCUAAAAACUGGUAAGUGAACAUCAGAACAUGUACUAGUUGGGUCCUUUGUUACUACUUUCAUCUAUAUAUAUUCGACAGUACAAACAAGUUGUUAUGCAUGUUAUCAUAAUAAUCAUCACUUCAUCAAUAUGGUAGUGAAAGUUUAUGGUUCAAUAAGGGCAGCAUGCCCUCAAAGGGUGUUGGUUUGCCUCAUAGAGAAAGGGAUAGAAUUUGAAGUUGUUCAUGUUGAUCUUGAUAAAGGAGAGCAAAAACAACCUCAAUUCCUUCUCCUCCAGCCCUUUGGUCAAGUUCCAGUUGUUGAAGAUGGUGAUUUCAGACUCUUUGAAUCAAGGGCUAUUGUAAGGUACUAUGCAGCAAAGUAUGCAGACCAAGGUCCUGACCUACUUGGUACAACUCUAGAAGAGAAAGCAUUGGUUGAUCAAUGGCUUGAAGUUGAAGCUCACAAUUUCAAUGAUUUAUGUUUCAAUAUCAUGUUUAAUCUUGUAAUUCUACCAAGGAUGGGAAAAACUGGAGACAUUGCUUUAGCUCAUAUUUGUGAACAAAAGCUAGAGAAAGUACUUGAUGUGUAUGAAACUAGGCUCUCUAAAAGCACUUAUCUUGCUGGUGAUAAGUUCACAUUGGCUGAUCUUACCCUUUUACCUGGAAUUGAACAUCUUAUUGAGGGUGCAAAAUUGGGACAUUUGAUUAGUGACAGGAAGUAUGUGAAUGCUUGGUGGAAGAAAAUUUCAAGUAGGCCAUCUUGGAAGAAAUUAAAGGAAUUAGUUAAGUAAAAUGGAGAAUGUGUCACUCAUGAAAGGAAAACAGUGAAAAUUAUGUUUGGUUAUUUUUGCAUUAUUUUAAUUGGCUAAGUAUAUGACCUGUUUAUGAUUAUGUAAUUUUACCAUAUAAUAAUUGUUUACGAUCAAAAUAAACUUGUAAACAUUAGUGUCUAAUUGUGUUUUUGUUAACUUUAUCAA